GAAAGAGAGCAAGAAAAAUAAACAGAGAGUCAGAGAGAGAUGGGGAGAGGGAAAGUGGAAUUGAAGAAAAUCGAGAAUAAGAUAAACCGGCAAGUGACCUUUUCGAAACGACGGCUCGGUCUGUUCAAGAAAGCUCAGGAGAUCUCUGUGCUCUGCGAUGCCCAAGUUGCCCUUAUAGUCUCCUGCAGCCGCGGCAAGGUCUUCGACUUUGCCAGCACCAACGAUGUAAACGAAAUUCUCAACCGGUACCAACAAAGCUGCUAUUCCUCACAAGACAAUGUUGCUGAGAAUGAAACACAGAACUUAUAUCAAGAAGUCUCAAAAUUGAAAGUCAAAUAUGAAUCUCUUCAGCGUUCGCAAAGGCAUUUUCUUGGAGAAGAUCUUGAAAAACUUCGUCUGAAAGAAUUGGAAAAUCUUGAGAAACAGCUUGACAGAACUCUUUCACAAGCUAGACAAAGGAAGAUGCAGAUGAUGUUAGAUCAAUUAGAAGCACUACGCAGAAAGGAGAAUGAUCUUGAAGAGAUACAUAAGCAGCUAAAAUCUGAGCUUGAAGAAAGGGAAAAACAUAGCAACAAUGAUGAUGAUGAAGCAUUAAUUCAAGGUCGUCCAGGAGGAGAGCCUACUGUAGCUGCUGGAGCUUCUCAUGAAAACAUUUCUACUAAAACGCGCUCUGCAAAUGCUAAUCAGCAAGAGCCCACUUAUGAAUAUGCUCGGGCGUGAUUCAGCAGCUGCAACCAAUUAGGGCCUUGGCAAUUUGGCAUCCCUUAAAUUAUUCACGUAUUGUAUCUUACAGCAAUUAAGUUGCAUGUAAUGUGUAAUGUAAUAAAUGUGGC
Rosa chinensis is the source of this 833-nucleotide messenger RNA. RefSeq names its product agamous-like MADS-box protein MADS3. The coding region runs from base 40 to 720 and encodes 226 amino acids. Lineage: Eukaryota; Viridiplantae; Streptophyta; Magnoliopsida; Rosales; Rosaceae. Gene Ontology annotation, molecular function: protein dimerization activity; DNA-binding transcription factor activity, RNA polymerase II-specific; RNA polymerase II cis-regulatory region sequence-specific DNA binding. The record is from RefSeq and is a predicted model, not a curated record. Gene Ontology annotation, cellular component: nucleus. The transcript has 8 exons. Gene Ontology annotation, biological process: positive regulation of transcription by RNA polymerase II.